AUGACUCGUCUUCUUCUCGCUCUUCUAACAACUCUCAGCUUGGUAUGCAUUUGGCACGUAUUGGGCUUGCACACUUCAGAAUUCAGGUAUCCGCGAACACCAAUUAUUUUCAAGUUUUAAUCCGCGAAAUUGACAAUCCGGCAGGGACUCUUUUGGAUGGAAGCACUUGCAGUUUGUUCGGGUUUGUCGGAUUCGGAUGUAACACUUAUUUGACGGGAGGGGUCGCCUCGUGAGUUUCGUAAUAGUGACUAUUUCCCUGAUAGUGACUCUUGUAGGGGCUCCGAUCUCGUUAAUGUGUUCAGCAAUUCCGAAUUGAACUCGCACGGUGAGGCAAAGAUUUCGAACUUGAAUUUGAUUGUGAAAGAUGUGAAAGCACAAGAAGUAAUUGAGUUCACCGUGAGUAACAUGCUGCUGUUUUUCAGUUCCUAACCUGAUAAGUACUUAGGGAUUCAAUGUGAGCUUCAAACUGACAACGGUCGACGGAAACGUCAUCGAUGAGUACAAUUUCCGAGUGGACUCCACUGAGAGCCAAGGGAUUUACGCAUACACGAGCGUCCGGCCGGGAACACUUCCUACUACGUCAGUUAUCUGUUUGUCUUCAAUAACGGUAUACCGGGCAUCUUGAAGGAUAUCUAUUGCAUGGGCCACUAACAUUCCCGCUCCGAGCCUCACAACAACCACUCUUUUCACUGGAACCACUCCAUCUGCUGGACCAACAGAACCUCCCACAACCAGUUGGUUUCUCACUCUCCUCAAUUAGAUCUCUCUUUUUCAUUCAGUUCCGAAGCUGCCUUCGGAUUGUGAUGAAGUCGAAGAGAAGAACUCCGGAGUUCAGACCAUUUAUCCGGACGGAAGCACUCCUGUUGCUGUGUACUGCGAUCAAAAGAGUUCCGGGGCAUACACAGUCAUUCAAAGUCGUGGAUCACUCGGAACGAAUAUCAGUUUCGAUAUUCCAUCUCUCAAUUACUCCCAUUGGUUCGGAGAGCCGGGAAUCGGAAAUAACUUCUGGCUCGGACUGGACAACAUGAACUCGCUGAGCAACAAUGGAAAGAGCUACGCGCUCCAGAUCGAUCUUUGCUGUGGUUCCAAACUGGUGGCCAAGCAAAUCUAUCACAGUUUCCAGGUGACAUUACUCUCCAGCUCUUCUUUUACUUCAUUGUUCGUUUCGUUCAGGUCGGCAGCAGUGCUAACCAAUACACGCUGACCGCGACGGCCGACGUUCCGGGUAUUGGACUGGACUACGCAUCCUCUGGUUUAACCUUCAACUAUUGUAGUUUAUGUGACAUUUUUACCUUGCAGCAAAAGACAUUGGUGCCCCGUUUUCGACGUCUUCCACUUAUAGUUUGCCGAAAGGAAAGUUAGUGAAUGAAAUAUUUGAAAUUAGUAGACUGUAAGAAUUGUUUCUCAGAACGGAAUGUGACCAGUUUGAAUACUAUGACGACGAUGACAACCAAUCAAUCGGCUAUGGGUCAGAAACUAUAAAUUACUUAUCCUCUUUACACUUCGGUUUUCAGAGGUUGGUGGUUCGGAAGUUGCGGCAACAAUCUCAACGGAUUCCUGUACCCUAACAACAACGGAGACUGUAGUGUCACGUGGGUGUCGAAUGAUCUGUUUACCAGUUAUCAUGUCAUGAUUAUAGAAAGUUCUCGACAACCAAACUCCUGGGUAUCAACUUGAGAACGUCUUCUGGACAAGGUAUUGGAGGAUACGACGUUGAUCUGAUCUCGUACGACAGAGUUCGGAUGGCUCUCUUCACUUUCGAUUCUGUGGACGUGGAUCGUUCCGAUGAUUCAUUCUGCUCCUCUUUGUGA
Molecule: messenger RNA, 1811 nt
Organism: Caenorhabditis sp. 36 PRJEB53466
Lineage: Eukaryota; Metazoa; Nematoda; Chromadorea; Rhabditida; Rhabditidae
Source: the annotation of a GenBank genome assembly